Messenger RNA from Drosophila subobscura, 440 nucleotides. Its product is annotated as protein kish-like. The record is from RefSeq and is a predicted model, not a curated record. Gene Ontology annotation, biological process: protein secretion; intracellular transport. The coding region runs from base 60 to 251 and encodes 63 amino acids. The transcript has 2 exons. NCBI's taxonomy places the organism in Eukaryota, Metazoa, Arthropoda, Insecta, Diptera, Drosophilidae.
CCUUGGAAAUAAAAUGAAUUUUCCCUCUCUGCAAGUCGGCAAUUUUUAACUUUUCUAGCAUGUUGUCUGUGCUACUUUUGCUCAUCUGCACCUGCGCCUAUGUGCGUUCGAUGGUGCCGCAGCUACUCGAUAAUCAUCGCACAGGAUGGCAGGGAGUCUUCUAUAAGAUGGCCAGGAUUGGCGAGCGUCUCAGUCCCUUUGUGGCAGGGGCAUGUCUGCUGCAGGCCUUUGUCGUGCUCAUUGGCAUCUGAGUGGCAGGACGAGGCAGCAGAAGCAGCAGCCGCAGCAGCAGGACCUGUACUGACCAACGAUUGGCUUUUUGCAGCUGUAAUCAAUAUGCAAACAAACCAUUUGCCACAAUAAUUACAAAGUAAUGCUGCGCUCGGCGCGCGAAAUGUAAAAAUAAACGCCAGCUGCCCCGCAAUUCGCUUGAUGACUUG